AUGAUGACAAUGGGGUACUGCGCCCAUGUGCCUUCUUCUCAAAAAAAGAACUCACCUGCAGAAUGCAACUAUGAGAUCCAUGACAAGGAGUUGCUAGCAAUCAUCAAUUGUUUGAAGGAAUGGGAAUCAGAGCUCAUUAGCACACCCAAGUUCAUCAUUAUCACUGAUCAUAAAAAUCUCCGCUAUUUUAUGAAACUGCGACGCCUUAAUGAACGACAGAUGCGCUGGGCAGAUAUAUUGAGCCGCUAUGACUUCUACCUCCAGUACCGACCUGGCAAACUUGCCCUUACUCCUGACGCCCUAUCUCGCCGAGAUCAAGACAUGCCCAACGACCCAGGUGAUGAACGACUGCAGAUGCGAGAGAAGCGCCUCUUGGACCCUAAUGCAUUUGUUGAGACCAGUGAAUGCACCAUAUGCUGUGUGUCAGCUGUACAGGUCGACAAGUCCAUUCAAAUCCUACCAAUCCAUACUAGUAAUGGAACUACAGAAAAUGAAAACACCACCUCAGAUCUUGAACAGCAAUGGAGCCAUGCAGAAGCUGAGGAUACCACUAUGCCCAUACUUUGUGAUGCCAUCCGUGCAGGAUUACCUCAUUUCCCUCCUGAAUUGGGAAUCCGGGUCUCAAUUGGCGAAUGUGAAUUAGACUCUGAUGGUCGGAUCCUCUUUCGCAAACGACGAUGGGUUCCCAAUAAUGAACCUUUACGAACAAGAUUAAUGCAAGAAGCCCAUGACUCCCCACUGUCUGGGCAUCCAGGUAGCAAUGCACUAUAUAGUCUACUUGCUCGACAACUUUUCUGGCCCAAUAUGAGUGCAGAUGUGAAACGUUUUGUCAAGAAUUGUGACCAAUGUGGAGCUACCAACAUAUGGCGAGAUCGACGACAAGGACUGCUGAAACCCUUACCUAUCCCAGAUCGCAAAUGGCGUGAACUCUCCAUGGAUUUUAUAGAAGGACUGCCAGAGUCAAAUGGUUACAGUGCUAUCCUGGUGAUAGUAGACCGCCUCACAAAAGGGACUAUCCUAAUCCCUUGUGCAAGGACAGGAAGUGACUACAUUGUACCAAAGUUCCUGCAGCAUGUUGUGGCAUACCAUGGCCUCCCAGCUGCUAUCACCUCUGAUCGCGGCUCACAGUUUGUGGGUGAACUCUGGGAACGCAUGUGUAGCCUCCUCAAGAUCAAUCGACGCCUAUCCACUGCCUACCACCCCCAAACUGAUGGGCAAACAGAGCGCAUGAAUGCAGUUGUUGAGAGCUAUCUCCGUAACUUUUGCAACUUUGCACAGGACAACUGGUCAGAAAUCCUACCUAUGGCGCAGCUUGCAAUUGCCAACCAGACUGCAGCUUCUACUGGGUUCAGCCCCUUUUUCCUUGACCAUGGGUUCCACCUGGAGACACUUCAACUAGUUGAACCAGUCACUGAAGAACUCCAACAAUCAUCCAGUGGGUCUGCAGGUGCACGAAUAGCUGACAAACUCAAGAAUGCAUUGGAGGUCGCUCAAAGUGAGUUAGCUGCAGCCCAGGAACGACAGGAACAAUAUGCCAACCGUUACCGAAACCUUGCACCACACUACAAGCCUGGUGAUAAAGUUUGGCUCGCCCUGCAUAAUAUCCGAACAAGCCGUCCCAGCAAGAAGCUUGAUGUGCGCCAGGCCAAAUAUACUGUCCUAGCACAGAUUAGCCCAUAUGCCUACCGACUGAACACACCAGAGGGUAUCCACCCUGUCUUCCAUGUUGACCUCCUCCGGCCAGCAGCAAACAACCCCUUUCCCAGUCAGCGCAAUGACGACUAUCAGCCCCCAGCUGUGCUUGUUGACGGCGAGGAAGAAUACCAGGUGGAGCGUAUACUGGACUACCGACAGAUCCGCCGUGGACGGGGAUUUCAGCGACAAUACCUAGUGAAAUGGACCGGUUAUCUACAUCCUGAAUGGACUGCUGCGCACAACAUGGAGAAUACCGCCGCACUGGAUGAAUGGGAGCAACGCCACGGAAGCCAGAGCCCUGUGAGGGAUGGGGAUGAUUCUUAG
This is a messenger RNA of Aspergillus chevalieri, 2019 nucleotides long. RefSeq lists its product as uncharacterized. Gene Ontology annotation, biological process: DNA integration. The record is from RefSeq and is a predicted model, not a curated record. Bases 1 to 2019 code for a protein of 672 amino acids. The transcript has a single exon. Gene Ontology annotation, molecular function: nucleic acid binding. Lineage: Eukaryota; Fungi; Ascomycota; Eurotiomycetes; Eurotiales; Aspergillaceae.